This is a messenger RNA of Cyclocybe aegerita, 738 nucleotides long. The record is from the annotation of a GenBank genome assembly. Lineage: Eukaryota; Fungi; Basidiomycota; Agaricomycetes; Agaricales; Hemipholiotaceae.
AUGGCACCCGCGGCGACGAAGAACACCACGACUACCACAAAACCGACGGCGACUCGCUCCUCGACGAGGAUUAGCAGGCAGACACCUGCAUCUACACGAGGUGAGUCGCAAGCUCCACCGCCCGUCACUGAUGAGUCUGGCGAUGGAGAGGAUAGGGCAUGCUCUCCGCGAUCGAGGGUCGGGAGAGACUCGGAGGACGAAGAGGAAUCCGAGCGGGGCGAUGAUUCGACCCCGGUGCAGAGCCAACGCCGCCCUGCAGCUGUCCCUAAGGUUGGGAAUGGGAGCAACGUUGCUGCCCCAAUCGGACCCGAGACUACCUCUCGGUCCGCAGCUGCGAGGCAGGUACGCUCACGGAGUGUUGACUCCAAUCGAAGACCAGUGCGUGACGACGCGCUGGACGAGGCUUGGGCCGCGGUGGCUCAAACUCGAAGCAACCUCGAGGCGCUCGAGCGUCGUCUCUUUCAGAGGUAUGGGCCGCUCGUCGAUGAGCCGGAUCCCAGCGAAGACGAACAGGAAUACCCCCCACCAAAGGCUGGUCCGUCGGGGCGGGGAAAGGCUGUGGACCCAAGAAAUCGGGGAGCAGCUGGAAUUCCUGAGGAUGAAAGUAAUCCCGAGGUGCAGCAUGCGCUCCUCGCAGGGAUCAGAGAAUCGGCGGCCGAUGAUGGCGACCGAAACAUGCGGUACACCCCAGUAGAUACUGUAGAUGACCGGCAUCUCGGUCACUCUACACUCGCCUAA